Medicago truncatula (barrel medic) is the source of this 836-nucleotide messenger RNA. Its product is annotated as 60S ribosomal protein L17-1. Gene Ontology annotation, biological process: cytoplasmic translation. Lineage: Eukaryota; Viridiplantae; Streptophyta; Magnoliopsida; Fabales; Fabaceae. The record is from RefSeq and is a predicted model, not a curated record. Gene Ontology annotation, molecular function: structural constituent of ribosome. The transcript is spliced from 7 exons. Gene Ontology annotation, cellular component: cytosolic large ribosomal subunit; ribosome. Bases 152 to 673 code for a protein of 173 amino acids.
CAAGUCGGGUCUAUUAGCCCAUGGCAUAAUGUCCGAACACAGAGAUUAGGGCUUUAUAUUUCACCCGCUAUAUAAACUCGACCAUACCUCACUUCAUUCCUGCUCUCAGCCCUCUAUCGUUUAAUUGCAGGUUCCAUCAAACGCCGUCGUCAUGGUUAAGUACUCAAAAGAGCCUGAUAACCCUACCAAGUCUACCAAGGCUCGUGGUGCUGACCUCAGAGUUCAUUUCAAGAACACUAGGGAAACUGCCUUUGCCAUCAGGAAGUUGCCCUUGACCAAGGCUAAAAGGUACUUGGAAGACGUUCUUGCACACAAACAGGCCAUUCCAUUCAGACGUUUCUGUCGUGGUGUUGGGAGGACAGCUCAAGCCAAGAAUAGACACUCAAAUGGACAAGGAAGGUGGCCAGUCAAGUCAGCAAAGUUUAUCCUGGAUUUGCUGAAGAAUGCAGAGAGUAAUGCUGAAGUCAAAGGUUUGGAUGUUGAUGCUCUAUAUGUUUCACAUAUCCAAGUCAAUCAAGCACAGAAGCAAAGACGCAGAACAUACAGAGCCCAUGGAAGAAUCAACCCUUACAUGUCAUCUCCUUGCCACAUUGAGUUGAUUUUAUCCGAAAAGGAAGAGGCAGUUCAGAAAGAGCCGGAGACCCAGUUGGCAGCAAGCAAGAAGAGGGCUUAAACUCUAGGAAUUUUAUUGCUGCAUUGUACUCUUAGGUCUUGUCACAGUUUUGUUAUGUUUAUUUUUCUGAUUCUAUUUAAGAGAUAUUGCAAAAUUAUGUUCUAUUUUAUACUGAAUUUGGAAAGUUAACUUUUUAUUCAAUUGCCAAACAUGAUUCACCGGA